Messenger RNA from Hibiscus syriacus, 489 nucleotides. RefSeq lists its product as uncharacterized. NCBI's taxonomy places the organism in Eukaryota, Viridiplantae, Streptophyta, Magnoliopsida, Malvales, Malvaceae. The record is from RefSeq and is a predicted model, not a curated record. Bases 1 to 489 code for a protein of 162 amino acids. The transcript has a single exon.
AUGCUAAGGGCUGAAGCUUCCACUUUUCUGCCUUCGGUCUCCAAGAACGUUAAUGACCUUUGGAAUGACAUCCGAGUGAAAAAUCCUAAAGUCCAUUGGCAUUCAUUGCUUUGGUUUCCUCUUCUUAUUCCCAAAUACAGUCUCAUUGCGUGGAUGGCUUUCCUCGACAGACUUCCUACAAAUGAGAGACUUCACAGAAUGAGUAUUGUUCAAGACUGCCAAUGCAUUAUUUGUGGUGCUGGUAUGGAAACCAGAAACCAUCUAUUUUACGAGUGCCCUGUUGCCACUGCAAUAUGGACGAAAAUCUACUCCCUUAAUGGUCUUCGGCUUAGUCACUCCACUUGGACUGCUCACUUUGAUUGGGCAGUGGAUAAUUGGAAGGGUAAAUCCCUUCUUACUUCUAUUAUGAAAAUCGCUUCUAAUGCGUUGAUCUACAUUAUCUGGAAAGAAAGAAAUAGGACUUUUCCAAUCUCAUGCAUCUACUGUUGA